CGCUCAGCGUAGACCGCUUUCCCAGUCGUUCAUUCAAGCUACCUAGUCGCUCUGGUUAUCGCAGGCUCCAGCAACCGUUCUAUCUUGCCCCUUUGACGUUCUUCGACAUGCAUUCGGUACUCCUCGGGCUUUCUCUUGUCGGUACGGCCGCCGCCCAGCUUGCGGUGAAUGGAUGGUCCUCGGUACCGUCCAGCGUCGCGUACGCGGCGCCAACUGCGUACGGUUCUGCUUCGCCUAGUGCGUACGGAUACGGCUACGCCGCACCAGCCUCGUCUGCAGGCGGCUCAGCACCUGCUGCCUCGACCGCUGCCGCUACUUCAUCUGCGCCGGCCUCGCAGUACACGACACCUGCCACAUAUUCGUCUGAAUCGAUGAUGCCGUAUUCGUCUUUCAUGGCUGGCGGUUACCAAAGUUUAGCCUGUGGGUAUGGUUACACGAAGGCCAGCGACGGGUCCUGCCAAUCACAAUCUUGGUGGCAAACAACGGGGUGCUAUGAAACUAUUAUUAUUAACCAUGAUGGAUCGGGCUCUUGCAAUCCCAGCUACGGCGGUGGCGGUUACGGGGGUUACACCGUCACGUCGACUGAAUACGCGACAGUUACCCAAACAGCGACCGUGCCCACGACGAUCACUGUGUACGCGACUCUCACGGAUAUUCAGACCGACACGCAAUCCGUGACACAAACACAAACGGACUUCGUAACAUUAACAUCAACGCAGCUGGUGCCCACAACAUGGACAUACGUCUCGACCGAUAUUAUUGACAACACGAGGACAGUUGAGCAGACGGUCACAGCAACCGCUACCAGCACACAGGUCAAUGUGUACACGCAGACCGACUUCAAGACCGCGACCGCGACGGAGACGCAGAAGGAGACUGAGACUGACUUCAUGACAGCGACGAUCUUUAGCACCAUUGUGCAGCCGACAACGUACACCAGUGUCUACGUCAGCACGCAAGUGAUCGACAACACCAAGACACUGGAGUUCACGCAGACGGCGACAAAGACCGACAAUAUCACCCUCGUCUCCACUGCGACGCAGACGCAGAUUAUGACUGACAUGGUGACGGUCACCUCGGUCAGCACGCUCGUGGAACCCACGACGUACACAUCUCUGCUUGUCAGCACGCAAAUCGUGGACGAGACAAGCACCGUGGAGGAGACCAUGACCGCCACGCUCACCCAGGACAUGACCAUACUCCAAACGCAGACGCUGACGCAGACCGCGACUGCUACCGAGUUCUCAACUCUGACCGCCACGGCCACCCAGACCGUGACAGACACCAUGCUUGCGUCAUGCCUUAACUCGUGCAAGAGCAGCUAUACCCUGACCAUGGGCAAUGGCUACAGCUGGAACACUUACGCAACGCCUAGCGCCUCCAGCACGUGGAUGAGCACCGAGACCGCAGCUGCAACCUCUGUCGUGGCGAGUUCAAACUGGUGGGGAACAAACAGUGCAGCUGCUACUGCCGUCAGUGCCAGCUCCUCUGCAUCCGGCUGGGCGGCAUCGAGCACCGCUGGAAGCUGGAGCGCCUCGAACGCGAGUGGCAACUCGGCGUCCGGCGGCUCGAGCUGGUCAGGGAAGUCAGGAUGGUCUCGCUCGUCAUGAAGUUUUCCGUGAUUCCUGCGGUGGUGAUGGACUCGUCGACGGACUCUCAGGCCGGCUGCUCUAGCGUAUCAUAUUGCUUAGUAUGUCUGCCUCAGCCUUUCUUAAAUAUCGCACGGACCUCUGUUGGUAUAAGUAAUAGCGUAGCACACACCCCCGUUUUCUGUUUGCCUCUGAUUCUCGGACACUCUGGUAGCUUUUCGUCUCUUCUUUAUUCUGCUUGGCGCACAUGUAUAUUUGGCAUGCGCAUUCGUUCGUUGUAGCGAUGCCUCUGUAC
This is a messenger RNA of Postia placenta MAD-698-R-SB12, 1884 nucleotides long. RefSeq lists its product as hypothetical. Bases 108 to 1610 code for a protein of 500 amino acids. NCBI's taxonomy places the organism in Eukaryota, Fungi, Basidiomycota, Agaricomycetes, Polyporales, Adustoporiaceae. The transcript has 8 exons. The record is from RefSeq and is a predicted model, not a curated record.